Molecule: messenger RNA, 530 nt
Organism: Drosophila rhopaloa
Lineage: Eukaryota; Metazoa; Arthropoda; Insecta; Diptera; Drosophilidae
Exons: 4
Coding region: 15-485 (156 amino acids)
Source: RefSeq, a predicted model, not a curated record
UUACAAGUAUUGGAAUGUUGCACAUUGGUAUUGUGUUCGUUGUGUUUGGAGUUUUCUUAUGCGGGGCUGGUAUUAUUCCAGAUGAAACUAUGUCCUGGAAUGUAUUUAGUUCUAGCUCAGCCUGGUGGAAUGAAGUUACUUGCACCGGCUUAUUUUCCCUUGGAUUGGGUUUAUUUUUACUAAUUUUAAACUGUCUUAUAAGUCGGAAAGAGGAGGAGGACCUUGAGGACUACGUGCAGCGUCAGCUGACUAGAUCUCGUUCAGGACACCGCCUUGAGCGAGAUGUUGAAACCGGUGUGUUAACCACGCGUCAUGCUCGUAAGGCUGUUGCCUUAAAAAAAAACGGACGUAACAGCCAUCCAGCAGAUGUAGCCAUCGUAAAUUGCGGCCCUACCGAAACUAUUUGCAAUGGACCGAUAGUUGGACGUAAUGCUCUGGUGAUGUUAUUCUCGAAAAAAUUGUGGAGGAAGACACCCCUUAUUUAAAUGACCGCAGUUCUGGAAUAUCUCCGAUCGAAAUAGAAAAUGAUA